Xylaria bambusicola is the source of this 1422-nucleotide messenger RNA. RefSeq names its product 6-O-methylguanine DNA methyltransferase. Gene Ontology annotation, molecular function: methylated-DNA-[protein]-cysteine S-methyltransferase activity. Bases 393 to 884 code for a protein of 163 amino acids. The transcript has a single exon. The record is from RefSeq and is a predicted model, not a curated record. Gene Ontology annotation, biological process: DNA repair. Lineage: Eukaryota; Fungi; Ascomycota; Sordariomycetes; Xylariales; Xylariaceae.
CCGGUAUCGCCUCAUAGAUGCAAAGCAUCUGCAUGAGUGCUUGCAUUGAUUUCGCUUACGGCAUCAACCUUUCUUCACCUUCCACGGAAGAAAGUGCCAGUCUAAAGCAUUGGUCAAUUUAACAACAGUCACGUGAUAUGGCGUCGCGUUCGAGUCUCGCCACGGUUUAACAGAGUCGACCACGCGCCCUUUGACCGAAAUGGCCGUCUGAGUCACUCGUCUGCCCUUCUCAAAAACCUUAUGUGAUUUAAAACGACCUUGUAGCCAUCAAGAAGUGAUUCGGACAUCUUUCCAUCAAAGUGCGACAUCUACGUCCAUCAAAUCACUUACCAGAUACUGAGCGCUCGAAGCUAAACUUAUAACUCUUCAACAGCAUACACCCUAAAACAAUCAUGGCUCGAGUAACAAUGCGAAAGCACACGCCUAAGCCUAUGACAAAAAGGCACGAUCUCAAAGUUCAGGAACUACAAUCCGUCUCAACCCGCAACAUCACAUUAGAAACCGUGCCAAGUCCCGAGGAAAUGGGUCCCCAGCUGCAACGCAUCGCAGCGAGCGACCGCACAGCCUUCGAGAAGAAAGUCUGGACACUUUUGUGCCAGAUCCCACCGGGAAGCGUCUCUACCUACGGGCUGAUGGCGUCGCAUCUCAACUCGUCACCGCGCGCCGUCGGCAACGCCCUACGGAGGAAUCCCUUCGCCCCACAGGUGCCGUGCCAUCGCGUCGUGGCGACUGGCGGCGCCCUCGGCGGGUUCAAGGGGUUCCCGUCUAAGAACGGGGAGGGCGUCACCAUCGGCGAGAAGAAGCUGCUGUUAAAGAGGGAAGGUGUCAAGAUUGAUGAGAAAGGGCGCGUACUCGGAACACCGUGGAGCGGAUUCGUGUCUUGACCCCCUCUUGAACCCAGUGGGGCGGAUGCGUGAGAUUACCAAGUAUGAGCGAGGCGUUUUAGUCAAGUAUUCUGUGCUGGAGGAGGAUAGGGAAAUUGCAUUUCGGGAAUGUUUUUGAUACGAGACGCUGGGAUUUCGGGUUGCAUGACGAUGAGAUCAUCAGGCUGUGGAACCUGAUGAAAGCAACGUUGUACACUAGGCAGCACGUUAGGGCGCGGAAAUAGGAUUAAAAUCCUCAAUGGGAUGAUCGAGUGUCGCACGUAACUAGAUCAACGGCCGAUUGCCGCUCGAUAUGUCCGGUUUCCGCUUCGUGUCACUCCGUCAGACCCCCGCCAGUCUUACCUUCUGGCGUCAGCGACAUCCGCAUCGCCAUGUGGAUCGACGUCUACUCAGCCCUGCUUACAUCUCUGGUCCAGCUCUCAACCCCCUUUAGCAACGGAGUUUCUCAUUCGAUGAUGAGAAUGAGAAGAGUGCUGCCACAUGUAUGUCUCAUUGUCGGAUAACUUGAAUGAAGCCAAAUGAAACCUGGAUAGCCACA